Molecule: messenger RNA, 768 nt
Organism: Geodia barretti
Lineage: Eukaryota; Metazoa; Porifera; Demospongiae; Tetractinellida; Geodiidae
Source: the annotation of a GenBank genome assembly
AUGACAGCCAAGAUAGACUUCAACUGCGACAUGGGCGAGAGCUUCGGUAUGUACAAGAUGGGCUUCGACGAGGAGGUCAUCAAGCACAUCACCUCCGCCAACAUCGCCUGCGGAUUUCACGCGGGAGACCCCAUGUGGAUGCGCCACACGGUCGAUCUCGCCCUGCGGCAUGGCGUGGCCAUAGGCGCGCACCCGAGCUUCCCCGACCUCAAUGGCUUCGGCCGCCGCAACAUGGUCGUAUCGGCCGACGAAGCCAAGAACGAUGUCACAUAUCAGGUCGGCGCCUUGCAGGCAUUCACCGCCGACAAAAAGCUCCAGCAUGUCAAGCCUCAUGGUGCGAUGUACAAUAUGGCUGUGAACGACGAAUCCCUCGCCCAGGCAAUCUGCGAGUCCAUUCUGGAGAUCGACCCCGAUAUGAUUCUCGUCGCCCUCGCCGGCUCCCGCUGGUUGGACAUCGCCGAAGACAUGGGAUUGAAAGUCGCCCGCGAGAUUUUCGCCGACCGCGCCUUGAACGCUGAUGGCACGCUCGUCUCCCGCUCUCAGCCCGGCUCGGUCAUCCACGACACGGCGGAAGUCGUCGAGCGCAGCCUGCGCAUGGUAACCGAAGGCAAGGCGACCGCCAUUACCGGCGAGCAGAUUGAUGUGCAAGCCGACAGCCUCUGCCUCCAUGGUGACACUCCCGGCGCGGUCGAAAUGGCAGCGUCGCUCAAGCGCGAACUCGAAGCCGCAGAUGUGGAAAUCCUUCCACUCGCCAGAAUACUCGGCUAA